Cebus imitator (Panamanian white-faced capuchin) is the source of this 7808-nucleotide messenger RNA. It is a transcript of the gene OSBPL3, whose product is annotated as oxysterol binding protein like 3. Gene Ontology annotation, molecular function: cholesterol binding. Bases 1498 to 4140 code for a protein of 880 amino acids. NCBI's taxonomy places the organism in Eukaryota, Metazoa, Chordata, Mammalia, Primates, Cebidae. The transcript is spliced from 22 exons. Gene Ontology annotation, cellular component: intracellular membrane-bounded organelle; plasma membrane; cytosol. The record is from RefSeq and is a predicted model, not a curated record.
AGUAAAUGUGAAUUGCUAUCCUUUAAUUAAUUUGUUUUUAAAUGGCUGCUGACAGGUCAAAUAAAAUGCCUGAAAAUGACGAUGGGUUGUGGAGGUCAUUGUCAUACAGUUUCCUUGCAGUCUUGAUGGUGAAAUGCUGAUCAGAAUUGAUUGAUGAGAGACUAGGAACAGAGAAUAGAAUUGUCCAGUUCUACCAGAUCCCCCGACAGGAUUUGAGAGAGGCCUUCACAAAUGUUCUGGUUUGGAACCUUGAGCUUGGCUAAUCCCAUCCUUAACACUGCCAUCAUCUCCCUUCUUGUGGUAAACUCUUUCAGUUGCUUCAUUGGUUAAAAAAGUAUAUGGUUCUUUAAAUUUAUUGAACUCCAGCAACAAAUGUCCUUCUAUUGGGGCAGGGGAGAAUGUAUGGCCAGCUAUACAUGGAGAGCAUGUGUGAGCAAAAAGCCCACAGAUUCUUAAGCUCCCCCAUUCCAGUGACAGUUGUGAGGAUCUAUAAUAAAAUGAAGAAGGGCUUCCCCAUUGAGUUUAUUCUGCCAAAUGAUGGUAUCCAUAAAUGUUCGUCUAUACCUGUGGUCUGUGAAGGAACCACUCUGUGAAAGUCUGGAACAAAAGUAGACAGUGGCUGCAGAAACUGAGACAUGUUCUCACUGACUUUGCUUUUUGCCUGCUGAAUAACCUUACCAUAUUAUUUAACACAUUCUGAGUCUAAGCUUUUUAGCUGUGAAAUUCGGAUAAUUUUGCUUACUUUUGAGAACUAAAUGAAACAGUAAAUAAGCACCUAGACUAGCAUAUGGGAAACAUUCAGUAAGUGUAGAUUAAAUUAAUGAAUGAAUGAGCAUGCAAUUGCUCAGAAGAAAGAUUACCAUUCACAAAGUUUUGUAGCUACAUUAAGUGGGUUAAGGAAUAUCUCAGUGGGAGGGAGAAUUGCUAUUUUAAAAUGUGUAAAAUAUGAGUAAUUGCAAUUUGCUCUUGUCUUUUUUCCACUGCCCCCUUACAUUUGCUUCCUAGAACUUUCAAAGUAAUACAUUUCAGAGGCCAGAUUAGCUCAAUAAAGAUGGUUGAAUAUGUUUUGUCUUUAUCAAAAGAGUCCUAUAGCCUUGAGUUUUAUUUCUUCAAUCAGUAUCUAUUGAGAGCCUGUUAUUUAAAGGCCCUGAGCAGAGAUACACAAAGCUAUGAAGGACAGGACAGCUGAACAGUUCAUCAUAAAUAAGAAAUAAAUUCUGAUUGGAAAGACUAUGGGUUGUAAAGAGAGCACAAUUUCUAUUCAUUUUUUUUUAAAUGUAUUGUUAGCAUUUAGCAUAAAAGCUAGAAAUAGAGAGUAAAUCCUGUCAAAAUAAUUGACAAGUGCUUCACUCAUGAUUGCGGGGGUUUUGAAAUGGAGAGAUCUAUUGCUAGGUAAGUUUCUAUACAAUUAUGCAGUUCACUCUUGUCACCCUGCUGUUUCUGGGCUAAUCUACAGUGGCUUGAACUCUCCCAGGGUCACCUGAUGAGAGCUUAUUUAUGCAGGGUAUUAGAUUAUGCUGCACUCCAGAGAGCCCAGCCUGGCUGAGCUCAGGGCCAGAACUCAUAAAACAGGACAGCUGGGAAGUGGUGGAAGGACUGAGGGGGGAGAUGAAUUACACCCAGGAGCCACCAGUUCAGAAAGGAUUUUUGCUGAAAAAGAGGAAAUGGCCCUUAAAAGGCUGGCACAAGAGAUUCUUCUAUCUUGACAAAGGAAUCUUGAAAUAUGCCAAGAGCCAAGCUGAUAUAGAAAGAGAGAAGCUGCAUGGCUGCAUUGACGUCGGGCUGUCAGUGAUGUCUGUAAAGAAGUCAUCAAAAUGCAUAGACCUUGACACGGAGGAGCACAUCUACCAUCUGAAGGUCAAGUCAGAAGAAGUCUUUGAUGAGUGGGUAUCGAAACUUCGCCACCACAGAAUGUAUCGUCAGAAUGAAAUUGCCAUGUUUCCACAUGAAGUUAACCACUUUUUCCCAGGGUCCACCAUCACAGACUCUGCAUCUGCGGUGUUUGACCCCAUUUCAAGUAGGAAGCGUAGCAGUAUAUCAAAGCAGAAUUUAUUUCAAGCUGGAAGCAAUUUAUCAUUUUCUUGUGGCGGUGAGACACGAGUUCCAUUAUGGCUGCAGUCUUCAGAAGACAUGGAAAAAUGCUCCAAAGACCUGGCGCACUGUCACGCCUACCUGGUAGAAAUGAGCCAGCUCCUGCAAAGCAUGGAUGUCCUGCAUCGGACGUACUCAGCACCAGCUAUCAACGCCAUCCAGGGUGGAGCUUUUGAAAGUCCCAAAAAGGAAAAAAGAUCGCACAGGAGGUGGCGGUCCAGAGCUAUUGGCAAAGAUGCUAAAGGAACGCUGCAGGUCCCCAAACCUUUUUCUGGCCCAGUAAGACUACACUCCUCCAAUCCUAAUUUGUCAACACUAGAUUUUGGAGAAGAGAAAAAUUAUUCUGAUGGCUCUGAAACCUCAUCAGAGUUUUCUAAAAUGCAAGAAGAUCUGUGUCAUAUUGCCCAUAAAGUUUACUUCACUUUAAGGUCAGCUUUUAAUAUCAUGUCAACGGAGAGAGAGAAACUGAGGCAGCUGAUGGAGCAGGAUGCCUCCUCCUCCCCAUCUGCUCAGGUCAUUGGUCUGAAGAAUGCCCUGUCAUCCGCCCUAGCACAAAACACAGAUCUUAAAGAACGUUUACGCAGAAUCCAUGCCGAGUCUCUGCUCCUCGACCCCCCCGCUGUCGCCAAGUCGGGUGACAAUCUGGCAGAGGAAAACUCCAGAGAUGAAAAUCGAGCUCUGGUUCAUCAGCUUUCUAAUGAAAGUAGACUCUCCAUCACUGACUCCCUUUCCGAGUUUUUUGAUGCUCAGGAAGUUCUGUUAUCUCCAAGCUCUUCAGAAAAUGAGAUUUCUGAUGAUGACUCAUACGUCAGUGACAUAAGUGAUAAUCUUUCCUUAGAUAAUCUCAGUAACGAUUUAGAUAAUGAGAGACAGACCUUGGGGCCUGCCCUUGAAAGUGGUGGAGAAGCAAAGUCCCAGAGAAGAACGUGCCUGCCAGCACCCUGCCCGGGCAGCAGCAACAUCAGCCUGUGGAACAUCCUGAGGAACAACAUCGGGAAGGACCUGUCCAAGGUGGCCAUGCCUGUGGAGCUGAACGAGCCCCUCAACACGCUGCAGAGGCUCUGCGAGGAGCUGGAGUACAGCGAGCUCCUGGACAAGGCUGCGCAGAUUCCCAGCCCCCUGGAAAGGAUGGUGUAUGUGGCAGCCUUUGCCAUAUCAGCGUAUGCGUCUAGCUACUACCGAGCUGGGAGCAAGCCAUUUAAUCCGGUUCUGGGAGAAACGUACGAAUGUAUUCGGGAGGACAAGGGCUUCCAGUUUUUUUCAGAACAGGUCAGCCACCAUCCACCUAUCUCUGCGUGUCACGCUGAGUCUGGAAAUUUUGUUUUCUGGCAAGAUGUGAGAUGGAAAAACAAAUUCUGGGGCAAAUCCAUGGAAAUUGUUCCAAUUGGCACAACCCAUGUGACACUGCCAGCUUUUGGGGAUCAUUUUGAGUGGAACAAAGUGACCUCUUGCAUCCAUAACAUCUUAAGUGGGCAGAGGUGGAUUGAGCACUAUGGAGAGAUUGUCAUCAAGAACGUGAAUGAUGAUUCCUGCUACUGCAAAGUGAAUUUUAUAAAGGCGAAAUACUGGAGCACUAACGCCCAUGAGAUUGAAGGCACAGUGUUUGACAGGAGUGGAAAAGCAGUGCAUCGGCUGUUUGGGAAAUGGCAUGAAAGCAUCUACUGCGGCGGCUCCUCCUCUUCUGCUUGUGUAUGGAGAGCAAAUCCCAUGCCGAAAGGCUACGAGCAAUACUAUGGCUUCACACAGUUCGCGCUGGAAUUAAAUGAAAUGGAUCCAUCGUCCAAGUCUUUAUUGCCACCUACUGACACUCGAUUUAGGCCAGACCAGAGGUGUCUAGAGGAAGGGAACUUAGAAGAAGCUGAAAUACAAAAGCAGAGGGUGGAACAGCUACAGAGAGAAAGGCGGCGGGUCUUAGAAGAAAAUCACGUGGAGCACCAGCCUCGGUUUUUCAGGAAAUCCAUCGAUGACUCUUGGGUGAGCAACGGCACCUAUUUGGAACUUAGAAAAGAUCUUGGUUUUUCCAAACUGGACCAUCCUGUCUUGUGGUGAAAAAGUAAAGAAGAAAGAUAACGUUAGUGUAUUUCUCCUGUGUUUGCUUCCUGAAGCUGCACAAACCUGUGUUUAUGUAUUUAAAAGAUACUCUAGGAUGAUCACUUAUGCUUAGCUUAGCAUUGUAACUAUUUAAGUCUAUAUUUUCCUCAAUGAGUUUCUUUACAAUUUCAAAUGUUACCCUGAUUGUUUAUAUGAAUGUAGAACACCUUGAUAUUUCUUUUUAUAUGUAAACUAAUAAAAAUGAGAGAUUGAAUGUUCAUGUGUGGGUUAAAAAAAAGAAGCUUUAACACUAAUUUUCCAAAGGUUAGGGAAGCUUCCAAUUAAAUUUAUGCCUUAUAAAAUUACGUUGUAGGAAAAAAAAUCAACCUCUUCCAGGUGCAUUAAGAAAUAAGAAUACCCAGGGUUACUCAACCACGCAUAAGCUACCGAAGUUUAAUUCGGUAGCUGAGAUAUCUUUUUGCCUCAGACAGCUCUUGAAUUGCUCAUACAGAACAAUUCUGCUGGUGCUGGAGUCUGAAGAAUAUUUUCAUUUGCAUUUUAGUGGUUAGGGAGAGGAUGUAAGAUUAAUGGAAUGUAUAUUUUUGUAUAAGAUGAAUAUGGCACCUUCUUGAAGAGGAAGCAUUUGAACUUGUUUCUCCCUAUAGUUCUGUUGCCUUAAAUGCAAAAGCGUACCCUCUUGCUCAGAGAAACUGUCGUUAAUAAGAGAAAAAAAAUUCAAUUAAUUAAAAAUUGUAAUAGCAUCCCAGAGAGACAGUAGGAAAUUUCUCCUCAGUGGGAGCUGAAUCCUUGAGAGGUUAAGAGACCGUUUCCUGCUUCCCACCCCACCCCUAGUUUUUUGACCCUCUGUUUGAUCACAUCCCUGUUGAGUAUAGAAUGUCCCAGUUUAAUAUAAAACAUGUAGUUUAUUCCACACAGCAGUUUGACUUUGUAAAAGUUUAGCAAAAUAAUUGUUUCGAAUAACUCAACAUGUUUUUCUUAAAUGCUGUUUCAGUAUUUUCUACCUCUUAAUAAGCACCAUAUUUUAGAUCUUGUAUAAAAAGUUUGCCAUCUGCCUUAUAGACAAAUGUAGAGAAUUGAUGUUCUUGCUUUGUGUUGUGUUCUGGCAAAGCUUUAAGUAAGUGUCUUACCCCUUUCCUAUACUUUCUUGUUAUCCAUAUCACUCUUUUGUGAGUUUUGCAGCAGUCUUGAAUAAUACAAAUUAUAACUAUUGAAAGGGGAAACUUUGUCUUCUUAAAUGUGUUAUUUCAAUUUACAAUAAUAUAAUUUGUGUAGUAGUUGAAUUGUGUUAUCAAAGCAAUUCCACCUUCUGCCCGGAUGACAUUAAAACCAAAGCCUAAUUGUUAAGCCUUUUAUUCUCAAGUCGAUAGCAGUCCUAUGGAAUAUCAAGUAUAAUGAUGUGGUCUAAAGAUUUCUCCAGAAAACACUUUUAGAUCCUUACAUUCAGAGCAUGUCAAAUGUUAUGAAUGAAGGGUAAAAUAAUUACAGGAAAAGAAUGCAUGAUUUUUCAUUGUCACACCAAAUAACCAGUUGGACAAUAUUGCAUUUUCAAAAUGGAGAGUUAUUUAAAGUGGAUCUGUAGCCUUCUGGAAUCCACGCGUGACUGGCAUUUUAAAACAACUCAUUAAAUAUGGGAUUCAUUUUAUUGAGAUGCCAAGAUGAGCACAAUAUGAGUAUCAUUUCCAUUUCUAAGCAGUUGAAUGACACAGUCAGAUUCUUUGGUGUGUGCUUUGUUCUUUUCAUUGCAAGCAUUUAUCCAAAUUCUGCUCACAGACAUGAGGAAGCAGGCUGAGAUUGAAGAGCACUCAAGGGGAAAACAAAUGUAGUUUCCACAAUGUGUGGGUAAAUGUAGAAUCUUAGUAAUAUUGGCUGUUAAAUUGGCCUGCUCCAGAGACUGGCUCAAAAAAGAAAGAAGCAACAAAAACAAAAUGUACAGCCUGCAGGGAUGUAGCGUUGUCAUGUGGCAUUUGGAAAUUCUUUAAUUAUCCUAAUGUUAUUAUUUCAGUUGCUCUUAUGCUUUAUUUUAGAAUCCCAAGGACAACAGGACUAAGUAUCACCUCUCUAGUCAUCUUAUUUGAGAUGAGGGUGGGGAUGAAUUAAAAUAUGAUACAGAACUAUGUGCAGCUUUUAAAAUCUAACUAGUCAGUACUAGCAUCUAUAAAGGGCUUUUCUUAAACAGGUUGGUGAUGCAUCCUCAUAUUAUAAGCUUAAAACUAUUUUGAAAGGGAAAUGGCUUCCUUUUUCCUUCUGUCCCUUUUCUGAAAAUCGUCUAGAGACACCAAAUAUGUGUCUCUAGGACAGUUUAUAGUUUUAAGAGAAAGAAACAGAAAUGUGGCAUCAUUUGGGAAGAACCAAUGUACAAUUUAAUUUUCUGGAAUUUAAAUCUCCUGGUUAAAUAAUACUAAUCACUGUCCCAUUUGAGUUACUUGUUUUAACCUCUUUUUUUUUUUUUCCUACUUAUUCCAUCCAAAAUUUCUGGUGAAAUACACAGAAAUUCUUGGAAAUGGGACUUUGUGCAGGUAACCACCACCCUGCACCUUAGGUGAUGUUCCUGUUAUAGCUAUCUACUACCCCACACUGCAGGAAAUCCAUUCAGAAAUGAGCUAACAGUCUCCAGUGUAGCAGGAGAGCCAAUCAGUUUCCUCCCCAGGCCCCUGAGCACCCCACGGCUGGUAUUCCCUUGAGUCAUAGGUAUGUAUUAAUAAUAAAAGCCUCAAUGCAGCUUCUCCAUGUAGUUCCUCUCCUAAAGCCAGGUGGAUUCUGGUCCUAACUAAAGAGAUGGGAGUUCACUUGAGGGCAGGAAGAGCCCAGGGUGCCCUAACAGCCCCACAGUUGUCUUGUGCUUCCUGUGAGACUCCCUGGGGAGGAAUAUUCAAACUAAUAUUUUGUAAAUGUUUACUUCAUUUAGGCUGCUUCUCUUCUCAUGUUCUGCUUUAAUUACUUGCAGUAAGUCGUUUGCUUGGGCUUCAAGCACUGUCCUCAUUCUCCAUCUUCCAGAUUUAUCAUGAGUGAUCUUGUUCUACUGUUAAUGAUGUCAAGCCUAAAAAAAAAAUAAUAAAUUAUUUGGCUGUUGAACUUCGAUGUAGGCCUACUACAUACACUAUAAGUUAUGCCUUCUGGCUAUCAUAGAAUCUCCACAGACCUUUUAGUUAUAAGUAGAAGCAAUAAGAAGUUGUCCUUAUGAUCUUAGGCAUAAUAGUUCCAAUGUAUUGGCAUAAUUGGUUUGAAUGUCUUUGAUUUUGAUGUUAACAUCAGCAUAAAUCUAUUUUUGCUACCAGAUGAUAGCUAUUUCAUUUGCUCAGUUUUCCUCUGCAUUGUAGUAAUUAUCUGUUAUGAGUGUUAGUCUUCACUAUUCUGUGUUGGAAACCUGUGUCAUGUAAAUAUCUGCAAAUCAUGACAGUCUGAAGUGCAAACCAUUUUCAGAGACUUUGGUUUGGGGAAUGCAAUGAUCAGAAGUGGCUAAUUUAUUUUAUUUCUGAUUAUUUUAUCCAGAGGAUACUUUUUUAAUGGAUAUUUGUAAAUCUUCCACUUAACCAUUGAAAAUUAUUUUCUGUUUUAAUCCCACCCUUCCAUCGAUACCUAUGUGCCUCCCAGAAAGCUCCUAUUAAUUUGCAUAUCCCCCUCAUGUAGCUAGUUGAAUGUGAAUAAAUAACGUGGAAAAAAGGCUA